AUGAGGUGUCUGACUUUACUAUGUACAUUGCUCCAAGAAGCACCUGAACAUGAUCAGAGAAAGACCUGCUGUCGUGGAUGUCUCAUGCUCAUCCAUGUUCCAGGUUACCAGUGCACUAGUCGUUAUCUUCGACCUCGUGCACCAGUCGUGGACCAGUGCACUCUCCGCGGAUCCGAGGACUAUUCGCGGAUCCUGGAGCAGGGGCGGCAGGCACGAGCUCAGGUGCGGGCGCCGCACUUGCGAGCCUCCGAGUGGCUACCCAAAGAGGGAUCCAGCGCUGAGUGUGCCAUUUGCCUGGCCAACUUGGAGGUUGGUGCUCUUGUCUCCUCUUUGCCUUGCAGUCAUCUUUUCCACUUUGAGUGCAUUGCCCGCUGGAUGCUGCAGGGCGCAAGCAUGCGCUGUUCAGGUAGCUGUCCUCUUUGCCGGCAGCAAGUGGAGGAGAGCUCUGCGUGA
Molecule: messenger RNA, 453 nt
Organism: Durusdinium trenchii
Lineage: Eukaryota; Dinophyceae; Suessiales; Symbiodiniaceae
Source: the annotation of a GenBank genome assembly